Messenger RNA from Heterostelium album PN500, 2325 nucleotides. RefSeq lists its product as uncharacterized. The record is from RefSeq and is a predicted model, not a curated record. The transcript is spliced from 2 exons. NCBI's taxonomy places the organism in Eukaryota, Evosea, Eumycetozoa, Acytosteliales, Acytosteliaceae. The coding region runs from base 1 to 2325 and encodes 774 amino acids.
AUGUCAGAUAUAAACGAUCAAAUAUAUAACAGAGAUAUAGAUAAUAAUAUUAGUAUUAUAAAUGAAAAAGAAACCAUAAAAUCAAAGUUCUCUAGAGGUGAAAAUGGAUUUUGGUUGGUUUGGAGUAAUCGUUAUAUAUUGAAAUCGAUUUUCAAUCAGGUGUUUAGCAUUGCUAAAUCAGAUUCGAAGCGAUACUACGAGAUUUUCAAUGUUCAUUGGAUGCUCAGUAAUGGGUAUCACCGGUUACUGCGCGAGAAGGUGUUGCGCCACGAGUAUCUGCUGCUGCGAACACUCCAACAGACCAAUACGGUGCGUCUACUCUUCAAGUACUUCCACGACAACACGCCGGACAACCAGAGAUUCUACCAGGCGCUGCUAGUCAACUAUGGCGAUCAAUUCAUCUAUGAGAUGCAAUUCGAAAGCAGUCGACUUGUCUCGCUGGCGCCACCGGUAUUCUUGGAGACCGUUAUGAACUACCGCGCUGCCAUCGACCAGCAACCGCUGGUGAAGCUACCGAAAGAGAUAUUCCGGUUGUUGGUAGAUGCAGGCAAUGUUGAAUCGGCGAUUGUUCUCUCGACAAAGUAUAGGGAAUACUACAGUUGUUUCGAUAUUAAGCUGUUGGAGAAAGCGUAUUAUACCGAUACCGAUGCAUUCAAACUGGCAUUGAAAUACUUGAUGUUGGAAUUCCGACCGACAUCGGAACAGUAUAAAUCGAUCACCAAACGAUUCUAUUAUCCAACAAUCACAAUCGACGAACUAAGAUAUCUUUAUGAAUACGAUUUACUGGACAUAUCGAAUCUCUCAAGGACAUUGAUAAACUUUGGAUUCCUUUCAAUCAGGAAACAAACAGGUACAACAAUAGUCUACCAAUUUCAACUACUAUACGAAUUCAUAAAGUUAACAGGCUAUAAAUAUCAACAACAGCAACAACAACAACAACAAUGUCAUGGAAGUGUUGUUGUUAAUGAACAGAGUACAAAUCAAGAUAGUCAUUCAGAACAACGUUUAGCAACUAUACUCAAAGAGAUUGAUGAAAUAUCGUUGGUGGAAGAAGAUUACAUUCAAACUUUAGAGACAGUAGGUGUAGAUAAUGUUAGUUUUUCAAAGCUGUGGAAAUUACUGUUAUCUAUCUUUGUUGUCAAUGAAGAGGAUCUAAUGUUCUAUGCGAUGAAGUUCAACGAUAUAUCAUUGGUGAUGCCAAGUCUAAUCAAUAGGAGGAUUGCAGAUCAUAGGAAUAUAGUCAAAUACAUGAACUUGGAGUUAUUACAAUAUCUGAUAACAAUAAGCAGUAGCUAUGACAUAGAUUACUUUUAUUUCGAUCGAAUCAUCGUUGGUGCAAUGUCGUCCAAGCAAAAGAAAGAGUUUUUAGAUCAUCUUUGGGAUAGUCAUUUUCUGUGGUACGAACGUGAAAAGUCUGCCAAGAACAUAUUCGAAGCCGUACUAAACUAUGGUGAAUUGGAUUUAAUCAGACAUUCAUUUCAACUCUGGCAAAAGAGUGGUAUUAAAACACAAAUGGUUUACUACGACCCGAAAAGUUUGGAGAUAUUAAGAUAUUUAGAAUCUGUAGAGAUUGUUAAACGUGAAUGUCAUAGUAAACCAACUGAUUUACCAUAUGAUAUAUUAUAUCAUAUACUUGGAAACAACUAUAAAUUCGAUCAUAAUACAUGGUUCUCUUUUAAGACGUUAUACGAUGACCAGAUGUUUCAUCACUUAAAAUAUUGUUGGGAGAAUCAUUGCUAUGGUAAAAGUGUUGGUGGCAGUGGAAGUGGAGACCGUGUUCACUACACAAAGAAGAAUUGUAAUUUGUUCAUGUCAACAUCGGUCCGUAACUUGGACGAUCUCUGCGUACAGGAAAUAGCAAAAGACGGUUGUAUCGCUACGAUCACAAUGUUUAUGGAUACCUACUUUCCAACGAGCGAACAUUCAUCUAAAAGACAUUUCCUCGCGAUCCUGCUGGCAAAUGCUAUCAGUCGUGAUCAUCUACAUAUUAUCAAACUUAUCAAAGAUAAGUACGGUUAUGUAUUAUCGCUCGUAGGUAAGAAUGAUCCUAAUCCAAUAGAGAAGAUUGGUAUUGUAAGACAAGUUCUAAAGCUACUACUGCGGAAUGUCAUGUUCUUCAAUUACAUCAUGAAGAAUAUACCUUCGUUGCAACCAAAAAACAAAGAGAUAGUCGAAGCUGCCGAAAAAGAUAUAAGUGCACUAGUAUUCCUCUCAAAGUCAUAUCCCAAUAUCGAAUUAACUAAAUCACAACUCAACACCCUCAAGAAAUUUGGCUACACAAACACACCAAAAACAACAUCAAAAAACAAGUAUCAAAAGAAAUAA